UGCAACCCUACACACCAACAUGCAGUCCCUGAUUGUUUUGUCCCUGGCUAUUGCCACCGCCUUCGCCGCCACCCCCUUCUUCGAGUCUCCCCACAACGAGAAGGCCUCCGCUUUCUACAAGGCCCCCGCUCACGGAGGUCCCGCCCCUAUCUACAAACCUGCCCCCGCACCCUACAAGCCUGCCCCUGCAUACAGCGCUCCCGCACCCGUGUACAGCGCACCUGCUUACAAACCCGCCCCCGCUCCAUACAAACCUGCCCCCGCCCCCUACAAACCAGCCCCCGCCUACGCCCCUGCUCCCGCUUACGCCCCUGCCCCUGCAUACAAGCCCUACAAGAGCGACUACUCCAGCGGCGCCACCAGCUACCAGAACGUCAAGCUUGAGGUCGGAGAGCAGUCUUACAGACAGCCCGAGUACAAACCCCAGUACAAACCUUCCUACUAGACAACACCACAGGACUCACACCCCAUCUGUUAUUUAUUUCACCACAUGAUCACUAAAUAAAGAAAUCUGUUAUUCUA
Molecule: messenger RNA, 522 nt
Organism: Macrosteles quadrilineatus (aster leafhopper)
Lineage: Eukaryota; Metazoa; Arthropoda; Insecta; Hemiptera; Cicadellidae
Exons: 2
Coding region: 20-445 (141 amino acids)
Source: RefSeq, a predicted model, not a curated record